AUGCUACCACAUCACAACUUAGAUUCCUCAAUGUGCGAAUUAUUUGGGGAUAUUUCUCUGGCUGAUCCAACAUUUUACAAGAGCGGUCCGAUUGAUGUACUUCUCGGUAUUGACCUUACUUUGCCAUUGCUAAAGGGUCAAACGUUAUCGUUAGGUAAGGAUAAACCAUUUGCCAUUCGUUCAGAACUGGGUUGGAUAAUUGGCGGUAAGGCUAAUUUUGGUGAUCAAAAUUCUCUUCAUGUAAAUAAUAUUCAGUUAGUGUCAGAUCAUCUAAUCAAUAAAUUUUGGGAAUUAGAUUCUGUACCAUGUGCUAAACCCUUAACUUCUUUAGAAAAGUCGUGUGAAGAUCAUUUCGCAAAGACACAUUCUAGGGAUGAGAAUGGCAGAUAUACAGUAAGGUUACCAUUUCAUACACCUCCCACGCGGUUAGGUGAUUCAAAACGAAAUGCAAUUCGUAGGCUAAUCAGCGUGGAACGCCAUCUCAUUUCUAAUCUAGAAAAAUACGAACUCUAUCGCAAAUUCAUGAAGGAAUACCUUGAUCUAAAGCACAUGGAGCUGGUUCCAGAUUCUGAAAUUAAUAACAUCAAUAGUUUGUGCCUCCCUCAUCACGGAGUUGUUAGAAACACUAGCUCUACAACUAAGCUCCGUGUCGUCUUCGACGCUUCAAGUAAAACCUCGUCUGGACUUUCUUUAAACGAUUUGCUCAUGGUUGGACCAAGAGUACAGCCAAAACUUUUCCCUAUCCUGAUUCAGUUUCGACUUUUCAAUGUAGCCAUUUGCGCUGAUGUGGAAAAGAUGUUCCGCCAGAUUAAAGUUCAUAAGGAAGACGUAGACUGGCAAAGAAUUCUUUGGAGGGAGUCUCCAAACGAACCAAUAAAAGAAUAUCGUCUAACUACUGUUACCUACGGAACAUCCUCAGCACCAUUCCUCUCCACGAGAACCUUACGACAGCUUGCCAUAGACGAACAAGAGAAUUUUCCAGCCGCUUCAAGAGCUACCCGUUGUCACUUUUAUGUAGAUGAUUUGCUGAGUGGGAGUGCGACAAAGAAGGAAGCCAUUCAACUGGUAUCCGAGCUGCAGGAGAUGAUGAAAAAGGGAGGCUUUUCUUUACGUAAAUGGGUGUCAAACGAUCCCGACGUACUGGCAACCAUUUCAAAAGAAUUACAGGCAAUUGAUUCAAAACACACGAUCAACGAUGACCAACCUGUCAAGAUUCUGGGAAUAGCUUGGCUUCCAGAUGUUGACAAGUUCACCUUUACCAUCACCGUCAAUGAGAUGGACAUAUGGACUAAACGUAAGGCUUCAGACGUGCAAGUACACGGAUUCUGCGACUCUUCAGAGAAGGCCUAUUGCGCAGCUAUAUACAUUCGUUCCCAGGAUGUAACCCUAGCUGUGACAUCCAGACUGCUAAUAUCCAAGACGCGUGUCUCUCCAGUAAAACCGCAGUCUUUACCUCGAUUGGAACUCUGUUCUGCUUUACUUCUUGCCAAUUUGUUGCAAGCUACCUUGCCAACGCUAACUGUGCCAAUCUCUGAGACAUUUGCGUGGUCUGAUUCCAAGAUCACACUGGCAUGGCUGAAGUCUGAACCAAGAAGAUGGCAACCGUUCGUAGCUAAUCGAGUAGCACAAAUUCAAGAGCUAACUCCUAAUGUGCACUGGAACCAUGUGAGCGAUCUGGAGAAUCCUGCUGAUUGCGGAACAAGAGGGAUACCUCCAACUAAACUAGAAAGGUGCGACUUGUGGUUCAACGGACCUGAUUGGCUAAGGAGUUCUACUUUUCCUAAUGGAGGGUUUGAGGAUAAUCCAGAAUUGCAAAAAGACAUGUCUGUAGAAGCUAAAGGAACAUCCAAGCUGGUUAUGCUGCAAGUGGUUGAUGCUUCUUUCAAGGCAGAGUUUUUUCAGAAAUUUUCGUCUUGGAACAAGUUGAAGAGAGUUGUAGCCUAUUGUUUAAGAUUUGGGAAGAACUGUUCUCUGGCUGCAGAUAUAAGAAAUAAGUCUUUUUUAACAACGACAGAAUUGCACGAAGCCGAGAAAAGGAUUGUAAGAUUUAUCCAGCAGGAUCAUUUUUUGACGGAGGUCUCCUAUCUGUCAGCGGGAAAGCAGCUUCCUUCGAACAACAAGAUUAAUCCCUUGACUCCGUUCUACGAUGAUUCCGGAAUAAUUCGUGUCGGUGGGAGACUAAAAAAUUCAAUGCUUUCAGAAUCGCAGAAGCAUCCCAUCUUGCUUCCUAAAACCGACCAUGUUGUGAAUUUAAUUAUCGCCGAUUAUCAUCUAAAACUUCUUCAUGCCGGUCCACAACUUCUCCAAGCAGCUCUCAGAGAAAAAUUUUGGAUUCUUUCAGCCAGAGAUGCAGUUAGAAGAGUUGUAAGAAAAUGUAUCCCGUGCUUCAGAAAUCGUCCAAGGCUCGCUGGUCAAAUCAUGGGAGAUCUUCCAAUGUCCAGAGUUUGCCCCUCUUCUGUCUUCCAACGAACUGGUAUUGACUUUGCAGGCCCAUUCUUAAUACGGAACUCCAAGGGAAGAGGAAGCCGCAAUACUAAAAGCUACAUCUGCGUCUUCGUCUGCCUCGCAACGAAGGCAGUUCAUCUUGAAGUCGUCAGCGACUUGUCAUCAAAAGCCUUUAUCGCUUGUUUAAAAAGAUUCGUGGCACGCAGAGGUAGGCCAUCUGACCUCUUCUGCGAUCAAGGAAGUAAUUUUUAUGGAGCGAGCAGAGAGCUUAGGAAGGAGUUUCGUCAGUUGAUGAAGGAAAACGACGUACAUCAAUUUCUGGUAACAGACAAAAUCACCUUUCACUUCAAUCCUCCAUCUGCUCCCCACUUCGGAGGCAUUUGGGAGGCUACCGUGAAAUCGUUCAAGUUUCAUUUGAAAAGAGUUGUUGGAGCCACCAGUCUCACAUUCGAAGAAUUAGCCACGUUAUCAAGUCAAAUUGAGGCAUGCCUUAAUUCUAGACCACUAUGUGCAUUAUCUAGCAGUCCAGAUGAUCCGUCUGUUCUGACUCCAGGACAUUUUCUAAUAGGAAAAGCAUUAACAGCUGCUCCUCAACCUACGGUUCCAGACGACAUCAGUCAUUGCGAUCGUUGGCGAUUGCUUAUAAGAAUGAUCCAACAUUUUUGGAAUAGAUGGUCGUCCGAGUAUUUGACAUUGCUACAAUCAAGAGCGAAGUGGCGCAAUUCUCAUAAGAACCUUGACAUUGGAGAUCUUGUUUUAAUCAAACACGACAACUUACCUCCACUACAGUGGAAAUUAGGGAAGGUCACGGAAACGUUCCCUGGUAAAGACAAUAAAGUACGUGUGGUCAAGGUAAAAACUGACACUGGUGAACUUGUUAGACCAAUUGCAAAACUGUGUCCCCUUCCUAUAGACACUUGA
Uloborus diversus is the source of this 3366-nucleotide messenger RNA. RefSeq lists its product as uncharacterized. The transcript has 2 exons. The coding region runs from base 1 to 3366 and encodes 1121 amino acids. NCBI's taxonomy places the organism in Eukaryota, Metazoa, Arthropoda, Arachnida, Araneae, Uloboridae. Gene Ontology annotation, molecular function: nucleic acid binding. The record is from RefSeq and is a predicted model, not a curated record. Gene Ontology annotation, biological process: DNA integration.